AUGCAGUCCAUCAGAGAUGUGAAACCUAACUUCAGCAGCCCUCCUCCCUCCUCCAUGGCUGCUGGACCAGAUGCCUAUCUCCAGGGCAACAUCAGGAUGACUCUGGAGGACCUUGAACUCUGGAAGACCUUCCAUGAAAUAGGAACAGAGAUGAUCAUCACUAAACCAGGAAGGAGGAUGUUUCCACACUGUAAAGUUAAUAUAACUGGCCUUAUUCCAUGUGCCAAGUACAUCCUACUGGUCGACAUGCUCCCUGAGGACGGGUUCAGGUAUAAGUGGAAUAAAGAGAAAUGGGAGGUGGCAGGAAAAGCAGAGCCUCAACCUCCCUGCAGGACCUACUUCCACCCUGACUCUCCAGCCCUGGGGAGCCACUGGAUGAAGCAGCCCAUCUCCUUCCUCAAGCUCAAGCUCACCAACAAUACACUGGACCAGCACGGCCAUAUCAUUUUGCACUCCAUGCAUCGCUACCACCCGUGCUUCCACGUUGUUCAGGCAGAUGACCUGUUCAGUGUCCGCUGGAGUGUUUUCCAGACCUUCACCUUCCCUGAGACUUCCUUCACAGCAGUGACUGCAUACCAGAACACCAAGAUAACAAAGCUGAAGAUCAACCACAACCCAUUUGCAAAAGGAUUCCGGGAUGAAGGCACUAAUAAAAAAAGGCGUACAAACAAAAAACCAGCCUGUCUUGAGAAGCAACCGAAGAUGUCAGACAUUUUAAAAGGGGACUCAGAAGAGGACACACCACCAGAUUUCUGCCAGUCAUCAUUUGAGGGGUACGACAGAGAGGAAGGAGACUUGGCCAAAAGCAAAGAGGCCGAUGCCGUCAAAGUGGAGCCUUACUCCCCCUGGGUUGCUGAGAGGGAGCACAGUGUGAGGACUGACUCUCCUGCUGAGGCAGACACCAGGGACAUGUAUAACACAGAGCAGCUUGUUCCUGCAUCCGCUUCCUACCAGCCAUACAGGUUCCAUGAGUAUGGGAAGUCUCCCUCUCCCUCCUCCAGCACCGGCAGCAGCAACAGCGGAUCAGGACGCAGCAACUUUGAGUCCAGAGUUCCUGAUGUCGCCACUGUGCCUGACCAUGACUCUUCAAAGCCCCGUACACAGGAGCUUGGCCCUGCCCCUUGCGGCCCCCAGCAUCUCCCUGGUCCUCAGGACUACACCGGGGUCCUGAACAUGACCAUGGCCCAAGCCGGCAAGCCGGGAGUGAUUGGCCACCACAUCUACAGCCCCUACAGUGCGGAGCAGCCCCUGGGCCAGUGGAGCGGUCCUGGUCCUGCCCAGUAUCCCCCCCCUCACCACCUGACUCCUGACUACACCACGCAAGCUGUGCACCAUGGCUAUAAAAAAACUGCUGGUGAAGGAAUCUUCAGUGUUAAUAAGUGA
Monopterus albus (swamp eel) is the source of this 1383-nucleotide messenger RNA. RefSeq names its product T-box transcription factor 16 (gene tbx16). The coding region runs from base 1 to 1383 and encodes 460 amino acids. The transcript is spliced from 9 exons. Gene Ontology annotation, molecular function: RNA polymerase II cis-regulatory region sequence-specific DNA binding; DNA-binding transcription factor activity, RNA polymerase II-specific. Gene Ontology annotation, cellular component: nucleus; chromatin. Gene Ontology annotation, biological process: heart morphogenesis; pattern specification process; regulation of transcription by RNA polymerase II. The record is from RefSeq and is a predicted model, not a curated record. NCBI's taxonomy places the organism in Eukaryota, Metazoa, Chordata, Actinopteri, Synbranchiformes, Synbranchidae.